AUGACAUUCACGCGUCUGGAGUUUGGAAGGGCCAUAUAUGCAGUGUCAGUCUUCCCCGUCGUCGUCAUGGUCUGUGUAAUGAUCCUCGUGGCCGUCGUCUCCACGUACAUCGUGGCCUCGGCCUUCUUCACCAGAUUCCCACAGCUCUCGCCCGUGAAUCUCCUCGUCCCAAAUUCCAUCGUGAAGAAGCGGAAGUUCGCUGCGCCGAUCCGCCACAUCAGCCACCGCGGUGGAGCGGCCGAAGCCAUGGAGAACACGAUGGACGCCUUUAAAUAUGCUGCCGGCCUCGGUACUCAGAUGCUCGAACUGGACGUUCACUUAACCAAAGACGGCAAGGUGGUUGUCUUACACGAUCUGAAUCUGCUGCGGGUCGCCGGCGUCGACCGCGACGUCACCCAGACUGACUACGAUGAGCUGCCUGCACUUUUGAAGAAGGUUCCUGUGCAUUUCGCACCUGGGACAACAUUUGAAACUUCUCGGAACCUUCGGAUCCCCCUCCUGGAGGACGUCUUUAAGGCAUUCCCGACCUUGCCAAUCAACAUCGACCCCAAAGACGAAAAUCCUCUCCUGGUGAAGGCCGUGGGAGAACUGAUUGAAAAAUACGAGCGGGCGCACCUCACGGUUUGGGGUAGUCCCAACGAUACCAUCGCUCGCUGGUGUCACGAAACGAACCCAGAAGUCGGAUUGUUGUUUUCCAUGCGGCGGGUGGUCGUCGUGUGUUUUUUGUUUUACUUGGGUCUGCUGCCUUACGUCCCGUUGAAGGAGACUCACUUGGAAGUGCCCUUGCUGAGCAUCUUCCUCGGCGAGGAUUUUCAAGAAGCGUGGGGCAAGCACGCGGGUCGCCAGCUUCUGGUGCGUGCAGCGAAUCUUUUCCUUUUCCGUCGGUCUCUGUAUCGUCACCUGGACAGGCGUGGAAUCCCCACCUACCUCUGGGUUCUCAAUCGGGAGAAGGACUGGAAGGAGGCGUUUGAUAACGGCAUCGAGGGGGUCAUGACCGAUCGGCCUGCAUCGCUCAUGCGCUUCCUCGAGAACAACCGCCUCGUUUAG
Darwinula stevensoni is the source of this 1047-nucleotide messenger RNA. The record is from the annotation of a GenBank genome assembly. NCBI's taxonomy places the organism in Eukaryota, Metazoa, Arthropoda, Ostracoda, Podocopida, Darwinulidae.